UUCAGGUUUGAUCUCUGAGCUGGAAGCGGAGAGUCAGUUUUUGUGGACAGCCAAGCGUUUGAGUGUUAAAGGUUCUGAUCCCGGAGGUCAUGAUGAAGGUCCUGAUGAUCCUGAUGAUCCUGGGAAUACAGGAGGCGGCAGCAGUGACCCACUCUAUGAAGUAUUUCUUCACUGGAUCCUCUCAAGUACCAAACUUCCCAGAGUUUGUGGUUAUUGGGCUGGUUGAUGAUGUUCAGAUGUUUUACUAUGACAGCGACACGCAGAAAGUGGAGCCCAAACAGGACUGGAUGAAUAAAGUCACAGCAGAGGAUCUACAGUACUUGGAGAGCAACACUGGAAAUUUUCUGGGUACCCAGCAGUUUUUCAAAGCCAGCAUUGACACUUUAAAGCGUCGCUUCAACCAAACUGGAGGUGCUCACACUUUUCAGCUGACGUCCGGCUGUGAGUGGGAAGAAGAGAAUAAUGAACUGAACGGCUAUGAGCAGUUUGGUUAUGAUGGAGAGGACUUCAUAUCAUUUGACUUGAAGAGAGAGACGUGGAUCGCUUCUAAUCAGCAGGCUGUCAACACCAAACACAGCUGGGAGAGUAACAAGGUUAUCACUGCACAGAGGAAGAUCUACCUCACCCAUAUCUGUCCUGAGUGGGGCAAGAAGCUCCUGAACUAUGGGAGGAGCUCUCUGAUGAGAACAGUUUCUGAUUUACUUUAUUCCUCAGUCCUUCCCUCAGUGUCUCUCCUCCAGAGGUCUUCCUCCUCUCCCAUCACCUGCCACUCUACAGGUUUCUAUCCUCACAGAGCCGAGAUGUUCUGGAAGAAAGAUGAGGAGGAGCUUCAUGAAGGUGUGCACAAAGGAGAGAUCUUCCCCAACCAUGACGGGACCUUCCAGAUGAGUGUUGAUCUGAACCUUUCAGCAGUUGGAUCUGAGGACUGGGACAGGUACAGCUGUGUGUUUCAGCUCUUAGGUGUGAACGAGGACAUCACCACCAAACUGGACAAAGCAGGAAUCAGGAGCAAUGAAGGAGGUUCCCUCGCCAUUAUCGUCCCUGUGGUUGUUGCUGUGGUCGUUCUUGCUGUGAUCGGAUUCAUUAUUUACAAAAAGAAAACAGACAAAUGUUCCCCGCCUCCUGUGGAGAACCCUGAAGUUCAGGAACAAAUGCUUCCUACAGGCUGAAGGACCAACAGCUCCUCUGCACUCAGUUUAUGGAUAAAUGCACUGAAACACGAGGCGGAGCCUCGUUCUCCAUAAACUGGAACAUCACCGAAUAUUCAGGAAAUGAUGGAACUUUGGGAAAUCUGGUUGCAGAUGAUUAUUAUUAAUCAAUAUUUAAGGGAAAUAAGUUUGAGUCCCAAAUGUUUAACAAAUACAUCAUAUCUGGAUCAUGUCUGCGCACACCUGGAAAAAAAAAAUCAACUUUAAACAAUAAUGAAAAUAUUUUUAUAGCUACAGAGUUAAACCUGUGUGAGUGAUCAUUACUAAUAAAGAUUAUCUUAUCAUCUUAAACAGAUCCACUAUAUUUACAGUUUAGUGUUCUUGGUGUGGGGUUUCCUCAUAAAUCAAUGCAUCAAUAAUAAAAAAAAUGUGGACAUCCAUAAA
This is a messenger RNA of Archocentrus centrarchus (flier cichlid), 1592 nucleotides long. RefSeq names its product H-2 class I histocompatibility antigen, Q9 alpha chain-like. The record is from RefSeq and is a predicted model, not a curated record. The transcript has 8 exons. Gene Ontology annotation, biological process: immune response. Bases 90 to 1169 code for a protein of 359 amino acids. Gene Ontology annotation, cellular component: external side of plasma membrane. Lineage: Eukaryota; Metazoa; Chordata; Actinopteri; Cichliformes; Cichlidae.